Molecule: messenger RNA, 1318 nt
Organism: Miniopterus natalensis
Lineage: Eukaryota; Metazoa; Chordata; Mammalia; Chiroptera; Miniopteridae
Gene: KGD4
Product: alpha-ketoglutarate dehydrogenase subunit 4
Biological process (GO): 2-oxoglutarate metabolic process
Cellular component (GO): oxoglutarate dehydrogenase complex
Molecular function (GO): oxoglutarate dehydrogenase (succinyl-transferring) activity
Source: RefSeq, a predicted model, not a curated record
GCUGCCCGCAACUCCUAUUAUUGCUGCGCCUCUCUAGCGCCCCGGAAGCUGCCCCUUCUCAGGGGUCAUGAUGGGCAGCAAGAUGGCGUCUGCUAGCAGGGUCGUUCAGGUAGUCAAGCCACAUACUCCAUUAAUAAGAUUCCCUGACAGGAGAGACAAUCCCAAACCCAAUGUAUCAGAAGUUUCGAGAUCAGCAGGACUACCAUCUCACUCUUCUUCAAUUUCACAACAUUCUAAGGGAAGUAAAUCACCAGAUUGGCUGAUGUAUCAGGGUCCACCAGACACUGCAGAAAUAAUAAAAACUUUACCUCAGAAAUAUAGAAGGAAACUUAUGUCUCAGGAAGAAGCUGAAUAUAUCCAACGUGGAGGUCCAGAAUAAUCACUGACACUGUGGCUGCUGUUUGUUAUCAAACAAAAGAAUAGUCUUUACAAUAAAGGACUUCCAAAAUGACAGAUGAGAAAUUAUACAUUCAACAACUUUAAUAAAUAUUCUGUGAAAAAAAAAAGAAAAAGAGAAAAUUUAGAUAGACACUUGUAUCUCUUAAUUUAUGUAUCUUGGUCAGCUCCACAAGCUUACCUAAUUGUUUAUAUACUUUAUACUUAUUAAAGUACACAUUUAAAAAUGUUACUAUUAAUUUACUUUUGAUUAUCAAGUAUUACCAGUGUUGAACUAUUAAAAGCACACAAUGUCUAGUAAACCACCAUAGGUUUCCCAUCAUUUCACUUUUGUUUCUGUUUAGACCUGAGCUUAUCAGGCAGAAUUGCUUUUUGGAAGUGAUUUCCUGAAAUUGAAUGAGGAUAAAUGAAAUAAUGACUCCAUUAGUUGGUCUUAAUUCUCUUAACAUUUUUUUCAUUCACAAAGUUACUGGAGUAUGACUGGCUUAACAAGCACAUCCUACUCUAAAUAAAAAUAUAGGCAAGGGAAAUCCAGUGACUUUGUGGUAUUAAGACUGGGGAGUUAACACUAUUUGAUUAUUUGUAACCUAUUUUCAGAAAAAAAUAUCAGUAUAAAAUCAGAUCAAAAUGAAUAUAGCAUAGGCAUAAAUGUUUGGUUAGAAAUUGCAAUUUAUUAUUUUUCAGGGGUGUUAAGAAAGUCUUUGGUUUACUUUACUGUUUUGAUUGUAAUAAUGUAUCCAAAUCGUGGUAACCAUUAACUUUCUCAAACUUAAUGUCUGAAAGCUUCAUAAAAUCAACCUAAGUAUUUACCUUGUUAAGGAAAUUUAUGAAACUUUAAAAGGGUCUUCCUGUGCCAAGGGUAUAUUAUUAUUGUGAAAGUGAAGCCUCACAAAGCUAAAUAAAUUCUCUUCCAUAACUUUAA